Molecule: messenger RNA, 1996 nt
Organism: Acomys russatus (golden spiny mouse)
Lineage: Eukaryota; Metazoa; Chordata; Mammalia; Rodentia; Muridae
Gene: Sh3bgrl
Product: SH3 domain binding glutamate rich protein like
Exons: 5
Coding region: 1-918 (305 amino acids)
Cellular component (GO): cytoplasm
Source: RefSeq, a predicted model, not a curated record
AUGGUUAGUCGAAGUGGGAGCCAGGUUGGAGUGACAGACUGUCAGGCCAAUGAGGGGAGGUGGCAGGUUCGGAAGGCGUGGCCUGCGAACUUGCCCGAAGCCCUCCUUUCAGUUCUCUUAUUUACAUACAUUUCUGAGCAGGAAGUAACUCGGAAAACUUCUCGUGUUCAAGGGAAGGGGUCCUUUAUUCUAAUCGAGUGCAAAUCAGGGAUUCUUUUUUUCCUCCGGUCUUUUAUUUCUCCCUCGCCCCCUUCCCGGAUAGGGAAUGGUCAAAAGGAAUUGUUUCAACAGAUCUCGCGGUGCUGUUCGAGAUCCUGUGUUUUAAAAAAACAAUUUAGAAAUGAUGCAAAUGAGCCUGAGCCUUCCGGGGUUUGGGGCUGGGACUGCAGUGCUGGAAGCUCAUUGAAAGCAGCCACUGGUGGAGGCGGGGCUCUGGCUAGUUCCCCUUCCACCUUCCCCCACCCUCGUCUUCCAACCUCUGUUUGGCCCCUUGCUUGGUUCCAGCCAUUGCUGCAGCUGUUCCGCAGCCCUUACCAAGACUCCAGCGACCGACCACAAGCCUUUGUUUCCACGAUGGUGAUCCGCGUAUAUAUUGCAUCUUCUUCUGGCUCUACCGCGAUUAAGAAGAAACAGCAAGAUGUGCUUGGUUUCUUAGAAGCCAACAAAAUAGGCUUUGAAGAAAAAGAUAUUGCGGCCAAUGAGGAGAAUCGGAAGUGGAUGAGAGAAAAUGUACCUGAAAACAGUCGACCGGCCACAGGGUACCCCUUGCCACCUCAGAUUUUCAAUGAAAGCCAGUACCGUGGGGAUUAUGAUGCCUUCUUUGAAGCCCGAGAGAAUAAUGCAGUUUAUGCCUUUUUAGGCUUGACAGCACCACCUGGUUCAAAGGAAGCAGAAGCCCAGGCAAAGCAGCAAGAAUGAAUAAUACACAUUCUUCCUUCAGCGUCUUGAAAAAUAAUGAAUUUCCAUUGCUUUUAUAAAAAUCUUGGCUUCAAAAAGUAGGCUUAAAUGUUGAAAUAAUAGAUUAGUUGAUGUUCUCGCAUGCAAACAAGCAUAAUUAAAAUGUGAACAUGGUGGUGAGAAAAUGAGAGAUUAAGUUAGAACGUUAAGUAAAUAUCAUAGAGUAGUAGUAUUAUCUGCCAAGGCAUUUUAUGUUCUGUAAGGAUUUGACAAAAAUACGCUCCUUUUUUGAUUACUGUGUAGCUUAAGGAUAUCUUCAUUUCAACUUGGAGGAAUUAAAAGGAGAAAGAGAGAAAGAAAGAGACUCUUAUUCCAAAAUUGCCUCAUUAACUGUAGUGAACAUGAAUAUUUUGAUAUGAUGUUACUGUUGUUGAAAUGCAUUUGCAGGUUAUGUUUAUGAUGUGCUAGAAAUUGUAAUUUCAUAUGGAGAUUUUGACAUUCUCCUUUUAUAGAAGAAAAUUGUAUGCCCUGAACCACAAGUGUUUCAGGCUUCUAAAUGUAACCUUUCAUUGACAGAUUCCUUGUUACUUAGACAGUUCUAACAUUACCAUGUUUCUUAAGUUGUUUGCCUCAGUAAAAUAUGACUGUGUAACUUAUGGAAAAGGAUGGCAAUUAACAUUAAAUUGGCCCUUCCUUGCAAAGAACUCUGACUUUUAAUUAUCCACUAUACAAUAUUUUGCCCCUCAUUGUUCAAGACUGAUUUUUUUUUUUUGAUGUUUGCUAAAAGAAGUCUUAGUGGCUCUCUUCUCCUGCUUUAAUACCACUGAUGAUUGUGAAUGCCACUGUCUCUUGAUAGAAGAAGUUGUUUCAGUUUAGGUAGACUGUGUCAGCAGAUGAGUUCAAGUGGAAAGAGUCACUGGCAUGCCUUGAUUUUGUGAGAAAGCACAAGUUUGAAAGAAAGGGAAUGACUUUGGAACUAUUUGGAAGAUAAGCAUGACCCAAGUCACUCAACCAGAGGAUACUGAUAUUGGAUCUUUGUCCCUUCUUACUAUAUUUUUAAAAACAAACAUCUUUUAUUUUAAAUUACUGUAUCAUACCU